UCUUUUCACUUUGCAGCUAAGCCGCUUAAAUUGUUUAUUUUAAUAAAACUACGAGCCGCCGAUAAGUUGCUUUUUGCGGCACAUACGUCUCUUUGGCAUCUUCGCCCGAAUAUCGGAUUUUCAAAUUCGGGAUCUUCAGCGUUGCUACUUGGGAGACGGGUCUCUCAGCUCUUGCGAGAAUGAGUUCAUAAUGAAGCGGCGACUGGAGGAUCAGGAAACGAUUUUUGCGUCCCAGCAGCGGCGCCUCGCUGGCACCCCGGAGGCCUUCCAGCACCGCGUCCUGGCCCCGGCUCCAGCCCCGGCGGUGUAUGAGGCCGCGUCUGACAACAUGCAGCCCACAGCAGGCGUCCAGUACUCCGUCCCACAAUACCAGGUGUCUCUGCUUUCCCAGGUCGCCACUGCGGCCCAGAACAGUGGCGUGCAUGGGCACACCCCGAACCCGGCCGUCCACGGCGGGUCCCACCACCACAGCCCCGUGGCGGUCCACGGGCCCUCGGUGAUGCCGGGGCACGGCCACACGGCGGCUCCCCAGGCCUCCGCACAGGGCCAGCAGUUCCAGAGGCUCAAGGUAGAAGAUGCUCUGUCUUACUUGGAUCAAGUGAAGCUGCAGUUUGGCAACCAGCCUCAGGUCUACAACGACUUCCUGGACAUAAUGAAGGAGUUCAAGUCUCAAAGAAGCCGAUUUAUUUUAAACCAGAACGUUGUUGUAGAGAUACAACCAAGAGACAAUAUUGACACCCCCGGGGUCAUCAGCAGAGUGUCACAGCUCUUCAAAGGUCACCCCGACCUCAUCAUGGGCUUCAACACCUUCCUGCCGCCUGGCUACAAGAUCGAGGUCCAGAACCCCGACCUGGUCAACGUGACCACGCCUGGUCAGAUCCACCACAUCACCCCGCACGGCAUUUCAGUCCAGAACAUUCCCAUAAUAGGAGCGGCCACCCAGCAUCCGCCCCAGCUCCCGUCUGCUGCGACCGCCGCCGUCGCCGCCGCCCCGCCCCUUCUGAUGCAGCCCACCCCUGCCAAGAUGAGCAAGCCUCUUCAGCCCCCGCCGUUGACACCGAGCGAUCAGAGCAAUCCGUCCAUCCCCGCGUACACCUCUCCUCGCUCGCCGCCCAUGCAGCUCCACCCGCCCCUCAGCGGGACCCCCACUGGGCCGCCCACGCAGAACAACCAGCCCGUGGAGUUCAACCACGCCAUCAACUACGUCAACAAGAUCAAGAACCGCUUCCAGGGCCAGCCCGACAUCUACAAAGCCUUCCUGGAGAUUCUCCACACGUACCAGAAGGAGCAACGUAACGCCAAGGAGGCCGGCGGGAACUACACGCCGGCUCUGACGGAGCAGGAGGUGUACGCUCAGGUGGCGAGACUCUUCAAGAACCAGGAGGACCUGCUCUCCGAGUUUGGCCAAUUUCUCCCCGAUGCCAACAGUUCGGUGCUGCUCAGCAAGACCACGGCGGAGAAGGCCGAGUCGGUACGGAACGACCACGGCGCCACGGCCAAGAAGCUGCAGCUCAACAACAAACAGAGGCCCAAUCAGAACGGCUUGCAGAUCCGCCGGCAUCCCGCUCCGGGGGCCACGCCCCCCGUCAAGAAGAAGCCCAAGUUGCUGAAUUUGAAAGAUCCCUCGGUGGCGGAUGCCAACAAGCAUGGAGUGGGAACAGAAUCUCUGUUCUUCGAGAAGGUGCGCAAAGCGUUGCGAAGUUCGGAGGCCUACGACAACUUCCUGCGGUGUCUGGUCAUCUUUAACCAGGAGGUGAUCUCCAGGGCUGAACUCGUGCAGCUGGUGCUUCCAUUUUUAGGAAAAUUCCCAGAGCUGUUCAACUGGUUCAAAAACUUCCUGGGAUAUCAGGAGAUGUCCCACAUCGAAACGUACCCCAAGGAGCGGGCCACCGAGGGCAUCGCCAUGGAGAUCGAUUAUGCUUCCUGUAAGAGACUCGGUUCCAGUUACAGAGCGCUGCCCAAAAGCUACCAGCAGCCCAAGUGCACCGGCAGGACGCCACUUUGUAAAGAGGUCUUAAACGACACCUGGGUCUCCUUCCCCUCCUGGUCUGAGGACUCCACGUUUGUCAGCUCCAAGAAGACUCAGUACGAGGAGCACAUCUACAGAUGCGAGGACGAGCGCUUUGAGUUGGACGUGGUGCUGGAGACCAACCUGGCCACCAUCCGGGUCCUGGAGACGGUGCAGCGGAAGUUGUCCCGCAUGUCGGCGGAGGAGCAGGCCAAGUUCCGCCUGGACGGCGCGCUGGGCGGCUCCUCGGAGGUCGUGCACCGCAAGGCCAUCCAGAGGUUAUACGGAGACAAGGCGCCCGACAUCAUCGACGGCCUCAAGAAGAACCCCGCCGUCUCCGUCCCCAUCGUGUUGAAGAGGUUAAAGACCAAGGAGGACGAGUGGCGGGAAGCCCAGCGCAGCUUCAACAAGAUCUGGAGGGAGCAGAACGAGAAGUAUUACCUCAAGUCCCUCGACCACCAGGGCAUCAACUUCAAACAGAACGACACCAAAGUGCUUCGCUCCAAGUCCCUGCUGAACGAAAUCGAAAGCAUUUACGAUGAGCGCCAGGAGCAGGCGUCCGAGGAGAACGCCACGCCGCCCGCGGGCCCCCAGCUGACGCUGCCGUACGAGGACAGCCAGAUCCUGGAGGACGCGGCGGCGCUCAUCAUCCACCACGUCAAGCGGCAGGCCGGCAUUCAGAAGGAGGACAAGUACAAGAUCAAGCAGAUCAUCUACCACUUCGUCCCCGACAUGCUGUUCUCCCAGCGCGGCGAGCUCUCCGACGUGGAGGAGGAGGAGGAAGAGGACGAGGACGAGGACGAGGAGGAGAUGGACGCGGAGGAAGGCGCCGCCAAAAAGCACAACGGCGUGCCCGGCAGCCGGAGCCCCUCCAAGUCCAAGCUGCUGUUCGGCGGCGCGGCGGCGCAGAAGCUGCGCGGCGGUGCCGACGACGCCUACAACCUCUUCUACGUCAACAACAACUGGUACAUCUUCCUGCGGCUGCACCAGACGCUGUGCUCGCGGCUGCUGCGGCUCUACGGGCAGGCGGAGCGGCAGAUCGAGGCGGAGGUCCGGGAGCGGGACUGGGAGCGGGAGGUCCUGGGCCUGAGGAAGGAGAAGAAUGACAACCCGGCCGUCCAGCUGAGGCUGAAGGAGCCCAUGGACAUCGAGGUGGAGGAUUACUACUCGGCCUUCCUGGAGAUGGUUCGUAAUCUGCUGGAUGGCAACAUGGAGGCGUCUCAGUACGAAGACUCGCUGAGGGAGAUGUUCACCAUCCGCGCGUACGUCGCCUUCACCAUGGACAAGCUCAUCCAGAGCAUCGUGCGGCAGCUCCAGCACAUCGUGAGCGACGAGAUCUGCGUCCAGGUCACGGACCUCUACCUCGCGGAGAGCGCGGUCGGCGCCAGCGGGGGAACCGCCGCCACCCAGUCCUCGAGGAGCUCCGCGGAGGCCGCGUACCAGCGGAAGGCCGAGCAGCUCAUGGCCGACGAGAACUGCUUCAAGGUGAUGUUUUCGAGGACCCGGUCGCAGGUGCAGCUCUUGGUGGAGCUGCUCGACACCGAGGAGGAGAACUCCGACGAGCCGAUGGAGAACGAGCGCUGGUCCGAUUACGUCGACCGCUACUUAAACCCCGAUUCCACCACCCCGGAGCUGAGGGAGCACCUCGCUCAGAAGCCCGUUUUUCUUCCCAGGAAUCUGAGGCGGAUCAGGAAGUACCAGAAGGGCCGUGAGCAGCUGGACAAGGAGGCCUGCGAGGGAGGCAAGAAGUCCCUGGAGAAGGAGAAGAUGGAGUGCAUGUUCAAACUCAACUCCUACAAGAUGGUGUACGUCUUCAAGUCUGAGGACUACAUGUACAGACGCACCGCCCUGCUGCGCGCUCACCAGUCACACGAGCGGGUCAGCACGCGGCUGCACACGCGCUUCCAGGCCUGGGUGGACACGUGGGCCACGGAGCACGUGACCCGCGACAUGGGCGCCGACACCACCAAGUGGCUGAUGGGCAGCGCGCGCGAGGGCCUGCUGCCCUGCACCACCAGCUGCCAGCCCGAGAUCCUCCACUUCGUGAACAUCAACAAGUACCGCGUCAAAUACGGCCCGCCGGCCGCCAAGGCGCCGUAGCCGAGGGCGAACGGGAGGAGAGAGAGACACUGAUUUCGUGGGGGUGUUGGGGUCAAACAGGUCAGGAGCGGAGGUAUGGACGAGGGCUUAUUAACGUGUUUUUAAAGGUCGACGUGGCAGCACAACUAAGCUAGCUACCGUGUGUGUGUGUGUGUGUGUGUUGCACACGGGGCGGCAGGAUUACUGAUUUUACCAGCGUUUUCUGCUGGGCCCAGUUUUAUUUUUUUUCCAGGGCCUUUUCGGUGCCAAAACAUAGGAAUCGUCACGGCGACCCGGCACUCACCAGCACUCGGAGCCACGUCUCACGUCCCUGAGCCCCUCUUUUUUUUUCUUUUCUACGGGGGCUCAGCGACGUAAACGGUGAGCCCAUGAGAGAGAGAGAGAGAGAGAGGGGUGCUUUUUUUUUUUUUCUUUUGUACUUUUUUAUCACAACUGAGCUUCGUUUUCGAUUUUUUUUCCCAUUUUGUCAGAAGCCGUCAGAGUGAGACCUCCAUCGAGGUGAAUCGGUCGCACGGGGAAUGUUUCCUUACGAUCGUGUUGUUCUACAGUAUCCGUGGGGGGGGACGACACAAUGUGGUGGACAAGUGCACUUAUUUAGAAAGGAGGUAAACCUUUCUCAACCGUUUAUUUGAAGGUUUGGACAGGAGCACAACAGUCCGGGGGAUCGGGGUCUGACAUUCCUGCAUCACGGUCAAAUCACAAUUAUGUAACCUAUCACAAGACGGAGCGGGGGGGGAGGGGGGGUAGUUACACUUCCUCUCCCGAGACACACGUGGCAGCAUUAUUAGGAACUGUUCCUGAGCCCCAAACAGUUACUGUCGGGUCAAACAGGACGGGUGCAUUUAUGUACAAAAACAACAACUGAAAAUAGAAGAACUUUUUUUUUUUUUUGCCACACAACACAGUUUUGGUCUCAUACUGUAAAAUGGUCUAGCUCGUGGAUGUCAGAUACUGACAUGUAUUCCAGUGUAUGUGUUGUGUGUAUAUAUAUAUUAUAUAUAGUUCUAUUAACACAAAUGAUCCUCGCCGCCCUGGAAGUGAACCUUUUUAAAAUGCCCUCUGCCAAUACACCAGCUUGUACACACACACACACACACGCAUGUACACACACACAUACACGUUUUGUCUCAUUCUGUGAGGACUGUCCACACGUCGUUCACGUUGUAAAUACACUGUAUAUAGUCUCAGACUUUUUAUGACAGAUCUGUGUUGUCGUGCUAGUAAUACUUUCCAAGCUUACUGUGGACUUUAGUGAUAAAUGGCUAAAGUUAGUAUGUAUAUGAAAAAGACAAAUGCAAAACCAUUUAUUACAGUUUUUACCAAAGGGAGUUGAUUAUAAAAAUAGCAUUUCUUUUCUUUUCUUCCCCUGCCCCCCUUUGUUGUGUUCCUUUUUUUAUGUCUUUACUUUUUUUAAUUUUCAGGAGUAAAAAAAAAAAUUGUGGAAAAGUAGAAAUGUAUCCAGGUCUUUCAUUUUAUUUAAUUUUUUUUUUAUAUAUGAGGAAUGACUUCUGGGUUUUUUUUCUGAAUGUUACAUUUCGUUGGUUUGGAAAAAGAAAAAACGAAGAAGAGGAGAAUCACUGCCCCGCCCUCUUUUUUUUUUUUUACACCCGACACCGUCCGAGGGGGAUGCUGGGACUUUAAUUUAAUUUGUCUUCAGGUGAAUAGACUCCACAGCGGUCUCGGCCUCGAGGCGCACGCUGCCCUCCCUGGAUAGAUUUCUGCUGCAAUCAUCACCCCCCCACACCAUAUUUUUGAUAUUGGAGGAAGUCACGCGAGCAUGUCUUAGGUCCCUUUAUUUAGACAUUAUUUAAAGUAAUAAUAAAAACGACAUUUGUAGCUUA
Messenger RNA from Pseudoliparis swirei, 5949 nucleotides. RefSeq names its product SIN3 transcription regulator family member Aa (gene sin3aa). NCBI's taxonomy places the organism in Eukaryota, Metazoa, Chordata, Actinopteri, Perciformes, Liparidae. Gene Ontology annotation, molecular function: transcription corepressor activity. Bases 191 to 4108 code for a protein of 1305 amino acids. The record is from RefSeq and is a predicted model, not a curated record. The transcript is spliced from 22 exons. Gene Ontology annotation, cellular component: chromatin. Gene Ontology annotation, biological process: negative regulation of transcription by RNA polymerase II.